Topomyia yanbarensis is the source of this 1265-nucleotide messenger RNA. RefSeq names its product eukaryotic translation initiation factor 3 subunit H (gene eIF3h). NCBI's taxonomy places the organism in Eukaryota, Metazoa, Arthropoda, Insecta, Diptera, Culicidae. Gene Ontology annotation, cellular component: cytoplasm; eukaryotic 43S preinitiation complex; eukaryotic translation initiation factor 3 complex. The transcript has 3 exons. Bases 43 to 1053 code for a protein of 336 amino acids. Gene Ontology annotation, molecular function: metallopeptidase activity; translation initiation factor activity; protein binding. The record is from RefSeq and is a predicted model, not a curated record.
GGUUUGCAGCUGUCAUCAGCAUUUCUUUUGUGUUGUUCAAAAAUGGCGAGUCGUGCACAAAAUCGUCGCCCAGCGCAAGAAGUCGAUAAUACCAUCUCGUACGUCCAGUGCGAUGGCCUGGCGGCGAUGAAGAUGGUCAAGCAUUGCCACGAGGAAUCGUCGGGCAACAUGGAGGUGGCACAGGGUGCUUUGCUCGGGUUAGUCGUGGAUGAUCGCUUGGAGAUAACCAACUGCUUUCCGUUUCCGAAAUCGUCGGAUGAAACAAUCGACGAGGAGGAGUACCAGUUGAACAUGAUGCGCCGGCUGCGUUUGGUUAAUGUUGAUCAUUUUCACGUCGGAUGGUACCAGAGUGCCGACGUGGGUAAUUUUCUAUCACUUCCACUGCUGGAGUCGCAGUAUCAUUAUCAAACCAGUAUCGAAGAGUCGGUUGUGGUCAUCUAUGAUACACAAAAGUCCAAGAGAGGCUUCCUAACGCUGAAAGCGUACCGUUUGACUCCGCAGGCAAUUGCUAUGUACAAAGAAGGCGAAUUUACUCCGGAAGCUCUGCGCAAUCUAAAGGUAGGCUACGAGAAUUUAUUCUUGGAAGUGCCUAUUGUGAUUAAAAAUUCGGCUUUGUGUAACAUCAUGAUGUCCGAGUUAGCUGAAAUGGUUCCGGAGGAGGAGGGAACACAUUUCCUGGAUUUGGGAACUGCUUCCGUGUUGGAGAAUCAUUUGCGCUGUUUGAUGGAUCGUGUCGAUGAGUUGAACCAGGAAGCGAACAAGUUUAACAAGUAUCAACAGGCUGUUAUUAGACAGGAACAGGAUAAGCACCGUGUAUUGGCUAGACACGCCCAAGAAAAUGCUGCUCGUAUUACAAAGGGCGAAGUUGCCAUUCCAGAUGAUGAGAUCAAUAAACUAUUCCGCCCAUUGCCGGUUCCACCGAGGUUGAAUCCGAUGAUCGUAUCCGGGCAGAUCAAUACAUAUGCUCAGCACAUUUCCCAAUUCUGUUCCCAAUCUUUGGCAAAAUUGUACAUGACUCAGGCUUUACAAGGGGCAAAAGAAAAUAAGCAGUAAGAUUAGUUACGCGAAAAAUCUUCCGGAGAGACGUUUGUUUUUAAGCACUAAAACGUAAUUUGUUCUGAGCGCAAGUAUCUAGAAAGAUUAAGAAAGAUAAUUUGUGAGAAAGGAUAAGAAAUCUGUAGGUACUGAAUAAAAAGUGGAGCCGUUCAUGUCUGGUAGUAGACAACAUCCAACAAAAAUUACCAGAACGUGCUUUCGAAACAAAA